Messenger RNA from Cephus cinctus (wheat stem sawfly), 1830 nucleotides. Its product is annotated as aldose 1-epimerase. Gene Ontology annotation, molecular function: aldose 1-epimerase activity; carbohydrate binding. Lineage: Eukaryota; Metazoa; Arthropoda; Insecta; Hymenoptera; Cephidae. The record is from RefSeq and is a predicted model, not a curated record. Bases 376 to 1500 code for a protein of 374 amino acids. The transcript is spliced from 5 exons. Gene Ontology annotation, biological process: beta-D-galactose catabolic process via UDP-galactose, Leloir pathway; glucose metabolic process.
UUCGAUUUUGCACACGCGUUUGACAGUGCGGGAAUGAGGCACUUUGCGCAAAAUCGAAUUUUGUGCACGCUGUUAGGAAAUGGUAAUUUAUGAUCUUCGAUGAAUUAUUCAUUUAUAUUACCCGUGAUAAAGUUGCUAAGGACACUCGAAGGUCAGAAAAGAAACGUCAAAGCAAACGUUCUGUCAGACAUUUCACUUCUUUACAGUAGGAGCUCAAUUUACUUCUUUGCUCCGGGGGAUUACGACGAGAAUCGUGUGAAGGUAUCGAUUUCAAAUUUUAUUCAUCAUCGUAUUUCGCGUGGACUUGCCAAACGAAAAAAUUGAUUCUAAACCACGUUAGAAAUAAAGUGACGGGACGAAAAUAAAACUGCUGUAAUGUCGUCAAUAUACCUCAUACUAUUAACAACUGUGCUAGCUGGUGAAAUGUAUAAGGACUGCGGAACCGUCAUAACCGUGGAACCUUGGGGUUCCGUUGAUGGGAAAGAGGUUGAUAAAUAUACAUUAAAAAAUACAAAAGGUGUCGAGAUUGAAGUUAUAUCUUAUGGAGCCACUAUAGUUUCGGUGAAAGUUCCCGGGAAAACAGGAACUUUGGAGGAUGUUGUACUAGGUUUUGAUAAUAUUGAAGGAUAUACUUCCUCGAACAAUCCGUAUUUUGGAGCAACAAUCGGUAGAGUUGCAAAUCGAAUUGGCAAAGCUCGAUUUUCUGUUGAUGGUGUCGAAUACAACUUGGCCAAGACCAAUGGGGAAAAUACCCUUCAUGGAGGCGUUAAGGGAUGGAAUGCCUAUGUAUGGAAUGCAAAAAUUGAUGGGGAAUCUCUUACUAUGACGCUACUUAGUAAAGAUGGGGACGAGGGUUUCCCAGGAACCGUAAAUGCUUCUUUGACAAUUACAUUGAAUGAUGAAGGAAAAUUAAGAAUAACAAUGUCAGCUGUCACCAAUAAGGCUACACCAAUUAAUUUGACUAAUCAUAGCUACUUCAAUCUUGCAGGACAUGGCUCCAAUGCCACGGAACUUUAUAAUCACAUAUUUGAGUUGAAUGCUGAUCGCUGGACAGUUACUGAUUCAGAAAGUAUACCUACCGGAGAAAUUAGAGCUGUUGAAAAUAGUAUAAUGGAUCUUAGAAAGCCUACACGUCUUGCCGAUGUGAUUAAUAAUGUUCCUGGUGGUGGCUAUGAUUAUAAUUUCUGUUUGCCUGAGAAUAAUGGCUCGUUGGAAGAACGAUUUGUCGCUAAAGUUGUGCAUCCUAGCUCUGGAAGAUAUUUGGAAGUUUAUUCUGAUCAGCCAGGAGUUCAAUUAUAUACAUCAAAUUUUUUACCAAAGGAAAAUGGGUCUGGAAUUAUGGGAAAGCAAGGGAAGAAAUAUUAUAGACAUGGAGCAUUCUGUUUGGAGACUCAAAAUUAUCCAGAUGCUGUAAAUCAUGACAAUUUUCCUAAUAGUAUCCUAAGGCCAGGAGACACAUAUCACCACGUUGUCACAUACAAAUUUGGCGUACAAGCUUAGAGAAACUAAAGACGUAUUUAAAAUUCAUAUGGAAGAAUUCCAUCGAUAAAAUCAACACAAAUUGAAAAUAAUACGUUUUACAUAUAUUAGUUGAAAAUAAUGUAACUUAAUCUUAUAUCUAUGAAAUUGCAGAAACAGUUAAAGUAUAUGUUUUGCAUGUAAUAGAAUUAAGUAGACAUUAAUAAUCCAUUAUAUAAAAAUCUUGUAUAAGCAUGUACAUUUAUAUUUUUUUGAGAUCUUUAAAUGAGUAAUGGAAUGAAAUAUGUAUUUCAUAUUAUUCCAAUAAAAUCUCUUUAAAUGAAUAAAACUGAUAAUUUUGAUUUUGAUAAG